Trichomycterus rosablanca is the source of this 1735-nucleotide messenger RNA. RefSeq names its product zinc finger DHHC-type palmitoyltransferase 21 (gene zdhhc21). Gene Ontology annotation, molecular function: protein-cysteine S-palmitoyltransferase activity. NCBI's taxonomy places the organism in Eukaryota, Metazoa, Chordata, Actinopteri, Siluriformes, Trichomycteridae. The transcript is spliced from 8 exons. Gene Ontology annotation, biological process: peptidyl-L-cysteine S-palmitoylation; protein targeting to membrane. Gene Ontology annotation, cellular component: Golgi apparatus; endoplasmic reticulum. The coding region runs from base 139 to 933 and encodes 264 amino acids. The record is from RefSeq and is a predicted model, not a curated record.
GGAGCAGCUACAGACGCUUUCCUGAUUUCUGUCGGAUGCAAACUGUCACCAUGUCCAGCCAUUGAUCUGAAGUCAGGACCCCAUCCGGGAUCAAGAAUUGUCCGUUGUGUCCUUGGGCUAGUCGUGUUAUGAAGAAGGAUGAAGCUGCGACUGCACUUUGUGGUGGACCCCAUGGGCUGGUUCUGCCUGGGCAUGGUGCUGUUUAUCUGGCUCUACAACAGCUUUAUCAUUCCAAAGCUGGUGCUGCUGCCACACUACGCUGAAGGCCAUAUCCCUGGAGCACUAGUAGCCUGUUACUACCUAGCAUCACUCCUGUGUGUGUCUGCAUUGUUAAGGGCUUCCACGGCUGAUCCUGGAAGACUCGCUCAGGACCCUAAAAUCCCACUUGCAGAACGUGACCACUGGGAGUUGUGCAAUAAAUGCAACCUCAUGAGGCCAAAAAGGUCUCAUCACUGCAGUCGCUGUGGACACUGCGUCCGGCGAAUGGACCACCACUGUCCCUGGAUUAAUAACUGUGUAGGGGAAGACAACCACUGGCUCUUUCUUCAGUUGUGUUUUUACACUCAGGUUUUGAGUCUUUACACUCUAGUGUUGGACUUCUGCCAGUACUACUACUUUCAGCCUCUGGUAUCAGUGGACAAGGAAUUAUUUAUGGUGCGUCAUGAAUUGGCGCUGUUGCGUGUGUCUUGUUUCAUUGGAUUGGUUAUGUUUGGAGGAAUGAGCAGCCUCUUCUAUACACAGAUCACAGGAAUCAUUUCAGAUACAACCACUAUAGAGAAAAUGUCUCACUCCUCAGAAGGAAUCAGUGCAGGACAGUCCUGGCAGCAGUCCCUGGCUGAAGUGUUUGGCACCCGCUGGAAGCUCCUGUGGUUCCUGCCGUUUCGAAGCAGACGGCCGCUGCACCCGAACUCCUCCUUCAACUCGCACGUGUAGCUGAAGAUUGCCUUGAGGACAUGGACCUGGUCUAUUACACUCCACUCCCUGUCCACCACUCCGCCUCUCCACUGUGGCCUGAUGCUUCUGAGGUAUCAAAACUCCAGUCUUCAAGUUUGGCUCAAACAUGUACGUUGGCUAGAAAACGUCUUGUUCCAAGGCCUAGCUUUCGUCUCAUGGACAGAUGAACGGUUAAUCUCGGUGUGCUUUUGAAUUAGGACAUGUAUGUAUUUUUUGUUUUAUACAGAAAGCUUUAUAACUGGCAUGUAAGAAUGUUUGCAUUGGUUUAUAUUUAUGUUGUUAGGGAACAUCAGGGCUUUGGCUGUUUUGAAGGAUUUGUUGUUUUUCAGAAUAACACUCCAGGACUUGGACAAUGAUUGGCAGGGUAAAGCUAAGCCCUGGAGGUUUUAUCUUGGCUUGCUAGGGUAGGUGGCUGAUGGCUCUAGAGGUGAGCCAUGACCUCUGGCAGGGGUUGAGAACAGUGCCAGAUAGCCUCAAUAUUAACACAGCACAGUAAUGCUUACACAAACAUUAUGUGCCACAAUAAAGCACUGAAUUCUUCACUUGAAUACUAAUUAGCUGGCUCAUGAAGAUACAUUCCGUGAGCAUUCCAUGAUUGUUUGUGCCUUUUGGAAAAUGACAAACGUUUGGCAUUUCAAAAAUGUAUGUUCUGUCGAGUUACUUAGUUGUUAUUUAAUUGUACACCAAGAAUAUAGAAAGCACACAAACCCCCACUCACACACAUGUUUAUAUAUUUUAUAUGUUACCAAAAUUGCCAAAAAUAUUCCAAACAAUUAACUGA